CACCAAAACACUCCGAAUGGGAAGAAAAUAUGGCAUGAGGGAGGCGGCGGCUGACGACCACCGUUUACCGUCUUCUACCGAGCACGAGCCCCGGCUGAACAUGGACUUAAGGAGACGCAGCGGCGCGCGUGGAGAGCAGGGACAACGGAGCACAAAGCCGAUGGGAGAAAACGCUGCUCGGGUUUUCGCUUAGCGUUCCUUGCCACACGACUCAUCAUCGUCAGCCUGUGAUAAUAUUUCCACAGACGCACACAAGGGACACGAGGUGGAGGGAGGCUGGUGGGGCUGAUUCAAGCCUCCCCGGAUACUGUCUACAAAGACACAAAGGCGGACUGGUGGUCCAUUUCAUCUGCCUCAUCAGUGCCAUCAGCUCCGGUUGAAUAAAAGACGAGAAAAUGAGUGAACAGAGUAUCUGCCAGGCGCGGGCCUCUGUGAUGGUUUACGAUGAUGCCAGUAAGAAGUGGGUGCCCAUCAAGCCUGGGCAGCAGGGCUUCAGCCGCAUCAACAUCUACCACAACACUGCCAACAACACCUUCAGAGUGGUGGGCGUCAAACUGCAGGACCAGCAGGUGGUGAUCAACUACUCCAUAGUGAAAGGCCUGAAAUACAAUCAGGCCACUCCGACCUUCCAUCAGUGGCGUGACGCUCGCCAAGUCUAUGGGCUGAACUUUGCCAGUAAGGAGGAGGCCACCACCUUCUCCAACGCCAUGUUGUUCGCCCUCAAUGUCCUCAGCUCACCUGACAGCGGAGGUCCAGCUGUCCAGCGCCAAAAUGGGCCCUCCUCAGAUGAAAGUGAGGCACAGAGGAGGAUGAUGGAGCAACAUCAGAUGCAGGCGCACAAGGAGAGGGAGCGACGGACGUCAGGAUCAGGCCCCCCUGUCUCUGCAGGUCACCCAUCCAUGCUUUCUGUGGCGCCUCCUCCAGCUGCAGCUCCACCACCCAUGGCUGGUCCUCCAGCCCCACCACCACCACCAGGUCCACCACCCCCAAUGGCAGUGCCCCCACCCAUGCCCCCUCCACUGCCCACUGGUGGAGGGCCUCCUGGGGGACCGCCUGGGAUCCAGCACCAACCCUCAGGACUGGCUGCGGCGUUGGCCGGAGCCAAACUACGUAAAGUACAUAGGGAUGAGAGCAGUCCGCCCGGGUCUGGUGGCAAAAGUGACUCCAACCGGUCUAGUGGUGGCAGUGGUGGUGGUGGGGAGGGGCUGAUGCAGGAGAUGAAUGCCUUACUAGCUCGCAGACGGAAAGCCUCAGAGAAACCUGAUGAAGAUGACUCCAGUGGUCGGGGGCCCGGUCAGCAGAACUCGACAGAUGCUGUGAAGAAGCCAUGGGAGCGAUCCAACUCUGCAGAAAAGUCCUCACUGGUGUCCAGAGUGAGACCCAUCGGCAGCACUAGUGAAUCGGACACAGAGUUUGACAGGAUGAAACAGGAAAUUUUGGAUGAAGUUGUACGUGAGUUGCAUAAGGUGAAGGACGAAAUCAUUAAUGCCAUCAGACAAGAAAUCGGCAGAAUCAGUACAUCCUAAUCUCAUCUGAGCAACAGUAGGAGGAGAGCGAGAGGAGGAGCUGGAGGAGGAUGGACAUACAGAUGCAGAUGCACAGACACGAGGACCAAGGAAUGUUCUCUCAAUGUUUCUGUGAUGAUGCGAGUUGCAGAGAUGUUGUGCCAACAUUUGAGUCUGCUGGACAGCGAAAAUGGAAGUUAAAAAAAAAAAAACAGAGAUGAGAGAGAAGGGAUUAAUGAGAAAGAAAGGCAGAAGAAAUGGAUGGAUAAAGAAUAAUUAAAGGACUGCUGAACUAAACAGAGGAUGAAAGAUAAACUGGAAGAUGAAUUGAGGGAUGGACGAACAUUCGUGCUGAGUUUGGUGUUGUGGUCCUCUCUGUGCACCUAUAGACUCAGUCAGCCCAGUGUUGCAACUCUUUGUUCUCUGUUCAGUCCAAGUCAUAAGAAGAAAAUAUUUUUGUUUUCUAAGUUUUUACUGUUUUAUUAUUUAAAAACUGUGGUGAUAAUGAUGAUGCUGUUGAUGACAAUGAGUAUUUUAUUGAUAUUAUAGAAGGAGAAAGGAAUCUUGCACACCAUUUAUGUCAGCCUUUUAUAUUUUCUAUUAUUAUUUCUUGUUUAGUUUAUCCCUAACUAUUUGACAAUAACAAGCACAAUAUGGGCAAAAUGGUGCUGCAGACUCACCUGCCCUCAACUGGCAUAUUUAAAAAAAA
This is a messenger RNA of Seriola dumerili (greater amberjack), 2214 nucleotides long. It is a transcript of the gene evla, whose product is annotated as ena/VASP-like protein. Gene Ontology annotation, biological process: positive regulation of actin filament polymerization; actin polymerization or depolymerization; protein homotetramerization. NCBI's taxonomy places the organism in Eukaryota, Metazoa, Chordata, Actinopteri, Carangiformes, Carangidae. Bases 396 to 1526 code for a protein of 376 amino acids. The record is from RefSeq and is a predicted model, not a curated record. Gene Ontology annotation, molecular function: SH3 domain binding; profilin binding; actin binding. Gene Ontology annotation, cellular component: cytoskeleton. The transcript is spliced from 13 exons.